UCCAAAUCCACCUCCCAAGAAAAUUAGGCUACAAGACUUGGAAGAUGGAGUUGAUAAUCUGAGUCAAAAUGGAGAGGGCCAGAGCUCUGUAACUGAUGAUGGAAGUGUUGGCUCUAAGAGCUCAAAUUUACCUGUCUGCAAUGUUUGUCUAGGAAUACUUCAAGAAUUCUGUGAGAAAGAGUUCAUUAAAAAGGUAUGCCAGAAAAUUGAGACCUCGGGGUUUGAAUUCACCAACUUGAUGUUUUCAGUCUCCUUCCCACCACAGGUAUUGGUAAGAGAGGCUGUGACUGAAUUGCCUAUAGCAUGCAGCAUGGUUGCUGGUAAAACAGGAAAUGGGAAAGCAGAGUUUGUCGCUGGGGAGAAGUGAUGUAGUUCAGUUAAAAGAAGCCUACAAAUGGAUAAUGCACCCCUUGUUUUCAGAGGAACUGGGUGUUCCCAUCGAUGGAAAGAGCUUAUUUGAAGUGAGUGUGGUCUUCGCUCACCCAGAAACAGUUGAGGAUUGCCACUUCCUAGGUACAGUUUGCCCAGAUUGUUUCAAGCCAGCCAAAAACAAACAGUCAGUGUUCACUAGAAUGGCAGUUAUGAAAGCUUUGAAUAAGAUAAAAGAAGAGGAAUUCCGCAAGCAGUUUCCUUGUCCUCCAAACUCACCAAAGGCUGUAUGCACUGUUCUUGAAAUUGAAUGUGCUCAUGGUGCUGUUUUUGUAGCUGGGAGAUACAAUAAAUACUCCAGAAAUCUACCCCAAACUCCUUGGAUAAUUGAUGGAGAAAGGAAGCUGGAAUCUUCAGUGGAAGAAUUAAUUUCAGACCAUCUACUGACAGUAUUUAAAGCAGAGAGUUUUAACUUUUCAUCCUCUGGAAGAGAAGAUGUCGAUGUGAGAACCUUAGGAAAUGGAAGACCCUUUGCAAUUGAGCUGGUAAAUCCUCAUAGAGUAUACUUCACUUCACAAGAAAUUAAAGAACUUCAACAGGAAAUUAAUAAAUCAUCCAACAAAAUCCAAGUACGUGAUUUGCAACUUGUCACAAGAGAAGCAAUAGAGCAUAUGAAAGAAGGUGAAGAAGAAAAGACCAAGACCUAUAGUGCCUUAAUAUGGACUAAUAAAGCAAUACAGAAGGAGGAUAUUGAAUUCCUAAAUGAUAUAAAGGACCUAAAGAUUGACCAGAAGACACCUCUACGUGUUCUUCACUGAAGGCCCUUGGCUGUGAGAAUGAGAGUCAUUCACUCCAUGGAGACGCACUUCGUGGAUGAGCACCAUUUUCGCCUCUGUCUGAAGACCCAAGCUGGAACCUACAUUAAAGAGUUUGUACAUGGUGACUUUGGGAGAACCAAGCCAAACAUCGGCUCUCUGAUGAAUGUGACCGCAGACAUUCUUGAACUAGAUGUGGAGUCUGUAGAUGUUGACUGGCCACCUGCCCUGAAUGACUAGCUUUGGUCUCUGGAGACGAGUAGGGUUUUCCUAGCGUGAUGUGGACAUCCAUGCAGCAUACCUGUAAAAUGGCUGGUUACCCACCAUAACGGUGUCUUGGAAACCAUUUGGAUCAUGUUGAUCUAUUUUUACAAUUUGUUGUAACACCUCAGGACCUAUCUAUCUGUAUGUGUGUGUAUUUUUUGUUAAACUGUUCUAAGGAUGUCUGUGACUUCUCAUUCCUGCUUUCACCUUCACAAAAGCUAUGAGUAACAAAAACAUUCUCCCUCUUUUUUAUAGAGAAGUACAUAAGCAGGAAACAUUUUGUUAAGUGUCCACAUGAUUUCUCUUCACCUUAGAUAUACCACCUUUAAAUUCAUAUUCUAAAUUUUAGGGCUGGGGAGGUGGCUCAGUGGAAUAAGUGCUUGCUUGGCAAGCACAAGGUCCUGAGUUUGAUCCCUGGUACUACCAAAAAACAAAUUUUAAAAAUUUGUGAAAGUUAUAAUAUUUUGAACAUCUUAUAAUAGCUUAAGAUAUCAAAUGCAAAUCUGACAUUAAUAUUUUUCCUUAUGAGCAUCAGGUAAACUAUUACCAAUGAAAAUACUUGUGACUGUGAUUUAUCACAAAUUAUGAUAUCAAAUUACUUUUUAAAAAAUGUAUUUAGUACAGAGUCUACGGGAUCUCACUACAUAGAUUGGACUCG
Molecule: messenger RNA, 2106 nt
Organism: Octodon degus (degu)
Lineage: Eukaryota; Metazoa; Chordata; Mammalia; Rodentia; Octodontidae
Product: putative tRNA pseudouridine synthase Pus10
Exons: 1
Coding region: 333-1187 (284 amino acids)
Biological process (GO): tRNA pseudouridine synthesis
Molecular function (GO): pseudouridine synthase activity
Source: RefSeq, a predicted model, not a curated record